Naegleria gruberi is the source of this 3372-nucleotide messenger RNA. Its product is annotated as exportin-1. The record is from RefSeq and is a predicted model, not a curated record. The transcript has 2 exons. NCBI's taxonomy places the organism in Eukaryota, Heterolobosea, Eutetramitea, Acrasida, Naegleriidae. Gene Ontology annotation, molecular function: small GTPase binding; nuclear export signal receptor activity. The coding region runs from base 148 to 3342 and encodes 1064 amino acids. Gene Ontology annotation, cellular component: nucleus; cytoplasm. Gene Ontology annotation, biological process: protein export from nucleus; ribosomal small subunit export from nucleus; ribosomal large subunit export from nucleus.
GUGAUUGAUAGGAAAUACUCUCUCCGUUGUGCUACCUAUCUAGAGUUUCAUCAUCACAGUAUUGUCUUUAUAAAUUAUAAAUAGCGAUUUUAACACAAUUGGUUUAAAGAAAGGAUAAAUUUUAAAAAUCAAAAUUUUGUUUAAAGAAUGGAAGCACUUUUGGACUUUAAUGCUCCGUUUAAUGUAUCUCUUUUGGAUCAAAUUAUUGAUUGCUUGUAUUCCAGCAGAGGAAACAUUCAAGAGAUCCAAAUGGCACAAAAAGUGCUGAGUCAAUUUAAAGACGAUCCUAAUUCAUGGACAAGAGUUAAACAAAUUUUAGAAACUUCAAAUAAUCAAAAUUCUAAAUUCUUUGCGCUCCAAGUAUUAUUACAAGUUAUUCAAACAAGAUGGAAAAUUUUGCCUCCAGAUGAAAGGGAUGGUGUUAAAAACUUUAUAGUACUCACUGUUAUUAAUUGUUCAAAGGAUGAAACCUAUUUCAGACAACACAAACUUUUUAUCAACAAGCUUAAUGAAGUACUUGUAGCUAUUGUCAAACAAGAAUGGCCUCAAAAUUGGCGAAACUUUAUUCCAGAAAUUGUCAACUCGAGUCCAUCUAAUGAAAAUUUAUGCGAAAAUAACAUGAAUAUUCUCAAAUUGUUAAGUGAAGAAGUAUUUGACUUUUCUGCUGGUAAAAUGACAACAAAAAAGAUGACACAAAUGAGUGAAAGUUUCCGUUCCGAAUUCAAACUUAUUUAUCAAUUGUGUGAUGCUAUUCUCCAACAAGCACAAAAGCCAUCUUUAUUAUCAGCAACACUUCAAACAUUACUUAGAUUUUUGAACUGGAUCCCUCGUGAAUUUAUUUUUGAAACAUCAAUGCUCGAAAUUCUUAUUACAAAAUUCUUACCUGUACAGCAAUUUAGAAAUGACACUCUGAGAUGUUUAACAGAAAUUGUCAGCAUGGUCGAACCAAAAUACGACGAAAAAUUUGAAUUGAUAUUUGUUUUUAUUAUGAGGGUUAUUCCAAGCAUUCUUCCACCAAACACAAACUUGCCAAGUGCUUAUAAGAAUGGAUCUGAUUAUGAUCAAAAGUUUGUUCAAAUUUUGGGUUUGUUCUUUACAUCAUUCCUUACAAACCAUUUGGGUGUGGUUGAAAAGGAUCAACAUUCUCAGAUUGUGCUCGAAGCACAUCAAUAUCUUGUUGAAAUUUCUAAAGUAGAUGAAACUGAAAUUUUCAAAAAUUGUUUGGACUAUUGGAUUUACUUCUCUCGUGAUUUAUACUUCUCCGAAAAGAAGGCAUCUCAAUCAAAUAUUUAUGAACCAUUACUUCUUACAAGACCAGCAUCUGCUAGAAAAGCAAUUUACUCGAGAAUUAUGUCACAAGUUAGAUUAGUAAUGGUAUCCAAGAUGGCAAAACCAGAAGAGGUUAUUAUUGUUGAGGACGAAAAUGGACAAGUUGUAAAGGAAUAUAUGAAAGAUGUAGAUUCCAUUCAAUUAUAUAAGAGUAUGCGUGAUGCUUUAAUUUAUUUGACUCACUUGGAUUAUGUAGAUACAGAAAAAAUCAUGUUGGAAAAACUCCGUGCUCAAGCUAAUGGUUAUGAAUGGUCUAGGCAAAACUUGAACACUUUGUGUUGGGCUAUUGGUUCUAUCUCUGGUGCUAUGGAUGAAAAGGACGAAAAGAGAUUUGUUGUUACUGUGAUCAAGGAUUUAUUGAAUAUGUGCGAAAUGAAAAAGGGUAAAGACAAUAAGGCUGUUGUUGCAUCUAACAUUAUGUAUGUUGUAGGUCAAUAUCCUAGAUUCUUGAUUGCCCACUGGAAGUUUUUGCAAACUGUUGUUAACAAAUUAUUUGAAUUUAUGCAUGAAAAAUUCCCUGGAGUCCAAGAAAUGGCCUGUGAAACAUUUGUUAAAAUCUCUAUCAAGUGUAAGAGAAAAUUUGUUCAACGUCACCAAGGAGAAGAUGUCAUGUUUUUGGAAAAGAUCUUGAGAAAUCUCAAGUCUAAUAUCUCUGAUUUGGAACCAUCCCACAUCCACACUUUCUAUGAAGCUGUUGGUUAUAUGAUCCAAGCUGCUUUACCAGCCGAUCAAGAAAGACUUAUUCAAAUGUUGAUGUCAAUGCCAAACUCUAAAUGGCAAUCUAUUAUGAAUAUGGCCGCCCAAAAUGUUGCUACUCUUGCUGAUACAGCUGUAUUGAAAGAAUUGGCAAACAUUCUCAAGACCAAUGUCUCUGCAAGCAAAUCGAUAGGUAACGCCUACCUUCAUCAAAUGAAAAUUAUUUUCAAAGACAUGUUAAACGUUUACAAGGCAUACAGUCAAUUUAUUUCUGAUGAAAUUGCAAAGAUUGGUGUAAAGGCUGCCACUCACUCCAAUGUCAGAAUGAUGAGAGCUGUAAAGAGAGAAACUCUUAAACUUGUUGAAACAUUUAUUGCUAACUCUGAUGACACACAAUUAUUAGUUACAUCAUUUUUACCUCCUCUUUUGGAUGCUACACUUGGCGAUUACAAGGCUAGUGUUCCAGACGCAAAGGAUCCUCAAGUUUUGUCAUUAUUAUCAGCUUCUAUGGUUAAAUUGCAAACAGCUGUUGACCAUUAUUUGCCUACAAUCUUGGAAUAUGUUCUUGAAUGUACUCUUCCAAUGAUUACCACUAAUUUUGAAGAUUAUCCUGAACAUAGAAUGAAUCUCUUUGUGUUAUUGAAGUCUAUCAACAAAUACUGCUUCCAAUCUUUCCUCCACAUUCCUCCUAUGGGCUUCAAAUUGAUUGUUGAUUCAAUUUUAUGGGCUCUCAAACAUACCCACAGAAAUAUGUUCGAAACUGGUCUUAAUAUUUUACAAGACAUGCUUUCCAACAUUGAACAUCUCAAUAAUGAUGGUUUGAGAAAUGAAUUUUAUGGAAAGUUCUACCUUCCAAUCCUUGAUGACGUUCUUUAUAUUUACACCGAUACCUUGCAUCAAUCUGGAUUCAAGGUUCAAACAACCAUUAUUCAUCACUUGCUCUAUGUUGUUGCAACAAAUAAGAUUACUGCACCAAUCUCAGAAGGACAAACUGUAUCAACUGAUGUGUUUGUCAAACAACAUAUUCAUGAUGUUUUAAUUCAAUCUUUCAGCAAUCUCAAUUCCCAAUAUUUAACUCAAUUUAUUGUUGCCCUCUUUGGAUACAUUCAUCAAGAACAAGAAUUCACCAAUUGUUUGCGUGACUUCCUGGUCACACUCAGAGAAUAUCAAGGUGAAGAUGUUGAUGUAAGCGAUUUGUACUUUGAAGAGAAGCAAAAGAAAGAAAUUGAAUCACGACAAUUGCGUGAAUCAGUUCCAGGUUUGGAUGGUCCAUCUGCUGUAAAUGAACUUGCGCAAAGCUAUGAUGAUGACCUCUAAACAAUUCCAAUAAACUUAAUUUUAUUCCAA